Molecule: messenger RNA, 1332 nt
Organism: Pleurotus ostreatus (oyster mushroom)
Lineage: Eukaryota; Fungi; Basidiomycota; Agaricomycetes; Agaricales; Pleurotaceae
Exons: 1
Coding region: 1-1332 (443 amino acids)
Biological process (GO): protein dephosphorylation
Molecular function (GO): protein tyrosine phosphatase activity
Source: RefSeq, a predicted model, not a curated record
AUGAAGCCUUUAUACUCCAGCGAGGGGACAAAUUCGCUGCCCACAUGGCUGCAGAGGUCGACAUCUACUCCGUAUUGCGCAUCAGCACUCAAACUACUCUCCGAACGCGAAAAUAUUCGUGCUGCCGCUCGCGAGGAGUCUCGUCCUCGUGAAGAAACCCACCAUGGGUCGAGGCGCCGAAGAAACUUUGGCCCAGAAGUCAUCGACCACUACUCCGUAGAGACAGGAGCUCAUCCAGAUCAAAUCCACAAGAAUCGCUAUUAUAUGGUGGAACCGUAUGAUCGUAGCCGUGUGGUGGUAGGGUGCGCGGAUGGCGAGGCGUCAGGCGCGGGGGGACAAAGCUGUGGCCGAUAUCUGAACGCGAGUUGGGUGAAGGAACGCUACGGCAGGAAGUGGUGGAUCGCCAAUCAAGCACCUUUGCCGUCUACGGCGCACGCCUUCCUCAGUGUCAUCUUACAGCCAUCCACCUUUCCCCCGACAUCGCUCGAGAACAAGACAAAUAAUAUGGGACGCAUACGCACCGUCGUACAACUUACAAAGAAUACCGAAGGUGGUCGUACGAAGGCUCAUCCAUAUUUCCCAGAUCAAGUUGGACAGUCCCUCGUAUUGAGACCAGAAGACGGUCAUGACGCGCCUGCGUUGAAGUCCACUCUGGUCGAAGUCAAAACCCACGAUGAUGCUUUAUGCAUCGAGAGCACAAUUGCUGUAGUGCCUGUAGCAUGGUACAAAACUCGUCCCGUUCCCAAUAUCCCUGGAGCGCAGGAGGUCUAUCAAUACGGCGAAGACACAGGGAAACCUAUACUAUUUCGACACUUACUCUAUCACGCCUGGCCUGACCAUGGCGUGCCUUCGCGUAGAGAUCAGCCUGCACUCUUGAAUUUUGCUCGCCUGGUGGAUACACUCAACAAGACCCCACUCUCUGCGGAUAUUAUAUCAAGCAGUGAUACGCCCUCCGAUCCACCGGUCAUGGUCGGGUGUUCAGCAGGAAUUGGGCGCACUGGGACAUUUAUCGCCAUAUCAUCCAUCUUGCGUGCUUUUGGGUUAAUAAAUCCUACAACGUUGCAUAACUCUCACCAGGGUCACACCAUGACGUCCCUCCUUCGUAGGCAUCUUCCGUGGCCCUUUGGUAAUGGUUCUAAUCAUCGACCUGUUUCUGAAGAACUUGUGAUGCCGUUCAAGUCACCAUUGGGCCCUAUUCCCCAGGAAUUCGCGGAUGACAUGGUUGUUGAAGAAGUCGAUUCGUUGCGGGAGCAAAGACCUGGAAUGGUGCAGCAGGACCAGCAAAUACUGUUUGUGUAUGAGAUACUCACUUCGGCAUUCAAGCGACAUUAA